GCAAUGCAAGGAGUAAAUUCCACCAUUUGGAACUUUUUUUUCCUGGAGGGAUUUUCCCGAUACCCGAGGUCUGAGAUUGUUCUCUUUGUCUUCAGCCUUGUCGUGUAUCUGAUAACCCUUUUGGGUAACAGCACUCUUAUUUUAAUCACGAUCCUAGAUUCACACCUUCGAACCCCCAUGUACUUGUUCCUUGGAAAUCUCUCUCUCGUGGAUAUUUGUUACACAUCUGCCUCUAUUCCUGCUUUGCUGCUGAACUUGCUGUCAUCCCAGAAAACCAUUACCUUUUCUGGGUGUGCUGUGCAGAUGUAUCUGUCCCUUGCCAUGGGCUCCACAGAGUGUGUGCUCCUGGCUGUGAUGGCAUAUGACCGUUACGUGGCCAUCUGCAAGCCGCUGAGAUACCCCAUCAUCAUGAACAGGCGCGUCUGUGUGCAGAUGGCCACCGUGUCCUGGGUGACGGGCUGUUUGACUGCCCUGCUGGAAACCAGUUUCGCCCUGCAGGUGCCCCUCUGUGGGAAUCGCAUCGACCACUUCGCGUGUGAGAUUCUGGCAGUGCUAAAGUUAGCUUGUGCAAGUUCCCUGCUCAUGGACACCAUCAUGCUGGUGAUCAGUGUCCUCCUCCUGCCCAUCCCAAUGCUCUUAAUUUGCAUCUCUUAUGUCUUCAUCCUUUCCACUGUUCUGCGAAUCAGCUCAGCAGAGGGAAGAAACAAAGCUUUUUCCACCUGUGGUGCCCACUUGACUGUGGUGGUCUUGUAUUAUGGGGCUGCCCUCUCCAUGUACCUGAAACCUUCCUCAUCAAACUCACAAGAAAUCGACAAAAUCAUCUCAUUGCUUUAUGGAGUGCUUACCCCCAUGUUGAACCCCAUGAUUUACAGCUUAAGAAACAAGGAAGUCAAAAAUGCUGUGAAAAAACUGCUGGGCAAAAUACCACUGCAUCAAACACAAGAACAUCUCUGA
Galeopterus variegatus (Sunda flying lemur) is the source of this 954-nucleotide messenger RNA. Its product is annotated as olfactory receptor 2K2. Gene Ontology annotation, molecular function: G protein-coupled receptor activity; olfactory receptor activity. The transcript has a single exon. Bases 4 to 954 code for a protein of 316 amino acids. Gene Ontology annotation, cellular component: membrane. The record is from RefSeq and is a predicted model, not a curated record. Gene Ontology annotation, biological process: G protein-coupled receptor signaling pathway. NCBI's taxonomy places the organism in Eukaryota, Metazoa, Chordata, Mammalia, Dermoptera, Cynocephalidae.